Messenger RNA from Diaporthe citri, 1086 nucleotides. RefSeq lists its product as uncharacterized. The record is from RefSeq and is a predicted model, not a curated record. The transcript has 4 exons. Lineage: Eukaryota; Fungi; Ascomycota; Sordariomycetes; Diaporthales; Diaporthaceae. Bases 1 to 1086 code for a protein of 361 amino acids.
AUGGCGGACUUGCGUCAACAAGAGAAUUUGAAGAGCCAGCUCAGCGCUCUCAGCACCUCGCUCGGGGGCAAUUUGCCUCUCGAUGACGCUAUUCGAGACGCUCUCCCUCAAGGAACAAAAGUAACCUUGGUCCAUAGCCAUGGCAUGUCAGCUUGGUCGUUCACAAUUAAAAUCGAAGCCGUCGACAAAGAAGGGAAACCUGUGGCGUAUUUUUCCAAAUAUGCCGCUGGUGACCUUGGAAGAUACCAGAUUGAGGGUGAAUACACAGCUAUGAAAGAGCUAUACAGAUUGGCUCCAGAGUUUGUAGCGAAGCCAAUCGCUUGGGGCGAGCUAAAGAGCAUCGUCCCCGCAAGUUAUUUCCUGUUGAUGGAUUCCAAAGAUUUUGUCGUGGGCCUCCCUAACCCAGCGAAACUGGGAAAAAGACUGGCAGAAAUGCACAAGAAGAGCGAGUCACCCACGGGAAUGUUUGGCUUCGGGAUUCAAACCUUCGAUGGGGCUCGAUUGCAGUCUGUGGCUUGGGAUCCCAGCUGGACAUCAUUUUUCUCAAAGCUACUUGCGGAGGCAUACCGGCAGGACACGGAGACGAACGGAGUUUGGCCGGAACUGGAGGUGGUGUUCGAACGCGUGCAGUCGCAUCUAAUUCCACGCCUUAUAGGUGCAUUGGAGGCCGAUGGCAACUCAGUCAAUCCCUGCCUGAUACACGGAGACUUGUGGGAGGGCAACAUAGGGACAGACGCGCACACUGGAGACCCAAUCAUCUUCGAUUGCGCGGCUUACUAUGCGCACAACGAAAUGGAGCUGGGCAUAUGGCGAGCCGAGAGGCAUGAACUCAGGGACAAGGUCUAUCGCCGUGAGUAUAUGCGCAACUUCGAGCCCAGCGAGCCGGAGGAAGAAUGGGACGAUAGAAACCGCCUCUACAGCGCCAAGACGAACUUCAUGUUCUCCGCGUGUUAUGCCGGUUCUCCUUCAAGACAACUGGCCCUCGAUGACUUUGUAUAUCUCAUACAAAAGUAUGUGCCAUGGGACGAAGGCUCUGAGGAAUGGAACAAGAUCCGCGGGCUUGUCAAACGGGAAUACAGCUUUUGA